AUUUGGUGUUGCGUCGUUUUUGUUUUCGAUACAGAGUAUGAAUUGUUUCGUACGUUUCCGGUUCGGGCGGCCAGGAUCAGUUUUUGAUCUUGUGCAGAUGCGCUGCUUUUUUGCUGGAUCGAAAGGAAUUUUUGACUUGGCGUACGCGUGAGAGUGCUUGAAACGGAUGGGUGCGUGUGUUGGUGUUGUUGGCUGUUGGGUGAUUGCAGUUACCUACACACAGGUAGCGGCGAUCGAAUUCUGAUAGACGACGAUCAUAACUUGAUGGUUCAGCUAACACCAAUACCAGAGGGAAGAAAAACUUCGGAUCAUCGAUAGCGGAAAUCAUGGAUAAAUCAACAGGAAACAUAGGAAGAAACUGUAUAUUUUUUCGGUUGUUUUUUAAACCAUAAUUAGAACAAGAUAUAAGCUAAAUGGAGCUUGAAACAGUUCAAGAUAUGGCAAAUUGUUGUAUGGUUUUUGCUGCGAUGAGCACGAAUUUUUCCAGUAAACCUUCUUCACUUGGUUUAUGGAAAUAAAGAUUACCAACGAAAAAUGAAACUGGAAAGUAGAAAAAUUCUGCUCGUGACAGUGGGUACGGCACUGGGACUUCUAUGCUUAGCCCAAUUUGCCUACUCCUGCAAUGAAAUGGUCUGCGCUAGUAUCGUGUCCAAAUGUAUGCUAACACAAAGCUGCAAAUGUGACAUGAAAAACUGCUCCUGUUGUAAGGAAUGCUCCGAGUGCUUGAGCUAUCUGUACACCGAGUGUUGCAGCUGUUUGGAGAUGUGUCCGAAACCGAACGAGACAACCAACGAACUAAGCAAGCAGUCCCACGUGGAGGAGCUGGAGGGAUUUCCGAAUUUGUUCAACGUACUCACAUCCGAUGACGAUCCGGAGGAACGAUGGAGGAUUUUCACUUUUCCGAUCGAUUUCGAUGCGGCACUGUACGGACCAAAUGCCGAGAGAGGCAUGAAGUAUCUAAUGCACUCCAGUGACAACGACCUGAAGCCACGUUUCGAGGAUCCGACAAAGAUAACCGUCAACUGCACCGUGGCCUACAUGGCGCAGUGUAUGUCCUGGAACAAGUGCAAGGAAAGUUGUGGCACCAUGGGAUCCUCUAGCUAUCGGUGGUUCCACGAUGGAUGCUGCGAAUGCGUCGGUCAGAUGUGCAUCAACUACGGUAUCAACAACUCUCGUUGCCGGGAUUGUCCGGAGAACAAGGACCAGGAUUUGGACGACAUACCCAAUGAGGACGAGCUGGACUAUGGGGACGGGGUUGGACCGCUGGAUAAUGGUGGUGUUGAGUCCACCAACAUCUGAAUGAUUUCGGCAUGGUGGAUCUUGAUGAUGGUUGCCAGUGCGUUGUUGGUUGGUGUAUGAAACUGAUGGGUUCCGGUGAAAUGUGCCUUAAAACUAGCUAGCGGUUGUGCUUUGAAGUGUAUAGAUUGGACAGAAGAGUUGUAUUGAACACAAACGAAGUAUUCCAAAUGUACUUGAGUAAUGUACUUGAAUCAAAACAAAAAAAGGUUCGUCUUCGAACGGGGGAAAAUUCGACAGUAUUUAAUGCGAAGGCAAUUAGGCGGCUUUUGUGACGUUUUGUAUUUACAAAUAAAAUCUAUCAUUAUUUAUAACUUUUUGUGCAGGGAAAAAAUCGAACAAGAAAUUACAUCACUUAACUACUAAUAUUUAAGAAUUUUAUGUACAAUAAAAUUUUAACUAUGUAUUGUAA
Messenger RNA from Wyeomyia smithii (pitcher-plant mosquito), 1708 nucleotides. RefSeq names its product protein twisted gastrulation (gene cv). Gene Ontology annotation, biological process: regulation of BMP signaling pathway. The record is from RefSeq and is a predicted model, not a curated record. Bases 535 to 1299 code for a protein of 254 amino acids. NCBI's taxonomy places the organism in Eukaryota, Metazoa, Arthropoda, Insecta, Diptera, Culicidae. The transcript is spliced from 4 exons.